Acromyrmex echinatior (Panamanian leafcutter ant) is the source of this 3534-nucleotide messenger RNA. RefSeq lists its product as uncharacterized. Gene Ontology annotation, molecular function: protein binding. The record is from RefSeq and is a predicted model, not a curated record. Lineage: Eukaryota; Metazoa; Arthropoda; Insecta; Hymenoptera; Formicidae.
AUGGGGGUUUCGGUGUUUCUAUUGUACGCGGUGACGUCCGGGACUCGCGACCUGACCAGCAUACCGGAGUGGAUCGAUCCGGAGACCCAGGUGCUGGACAUGAGCGGCAACAACAUCUGUCACCUGCCAAACAACAUAUUUAUACACGUGCGGCUAACGAAUCUGCAGCGUCUCUACUUGCGUGAGUGUCGUAUCGAUCGGAUCGAUAGCGAGGCAUUGGCCGGCUUAACGAAUCUCGUGGAGCUCGAUCUCAGUAAUAAUAUGCUGGCCGCGGUGCCGAGUUUGAGCUUCACCGACACGCCAUUCCUGCGCGAUUUGGUGCUCGCGUACAACCCGCUUAAGCGGAUUCGCUCGCACGCGUUUAAGAGCACGCCGAAUUUAGUGAAGCUCGAUUUGUCGCACACGCAGCUCGUUGAGAUCGAGGCCAAAGGUUUUCGCGGACUGGAAAUGCUCGAGAGUCUCAAGCUGAGCAACAAUGAACUGUCCACUCUACACCAGGGCACCUUCGAGCCGCUUAACAAGCUCACUAGCAUCGAGCUGCACGAAAAUCCGUGGAUCUGCGAUUGUCAUCUACGUGAGAUGAAGAUGUGGCUGGUGAAGCAUAAUUUACCGACCAUCGUGGCGCCUGUAUGUCACGGGCCCCAGCAGUUGCUCGAUCGUGCCUUCACCGACCUCGGGAUCGACGACUUUGCCUGCCGGCCAAUUUUGCUGAUAGCCAGCCGUUAUGCCGAGGCCACCAUCGGCGAGAACGCUAGUAUCGUGUGUCACGUGAGAGCGGUACCAGCAGCAGACGUCAAGUGGUACUGGAAUGGGCGGUUGUUGACCAAUCACUCGGCUUUCAGCAGCUAUCAAAAGAUCCUCAUCUUCGAGGAGGGCCAAUUUAGGAAGCGGAGCACUCUCAUUCUCACCAACGCACAGGAGGCGGACUCCAGCGAGUUCUACUGCGUCGCCGAGAACCCCGCUGGCUCCGUCGAGGCAAAUUUCACCCUGCACGUGUCUCUAAGGACGGCGGGCAUGUCAACUUUAGGCUCGGGCCAGAUCGCGGGGAUAUCCGCCGCAUUGGUGGUGCUCAUACUCUUCAUCCUACUCAUCAUUCUCGUAUUAUUCAUUCGUUUGCGGAGAAUGCCGCUGAAGGACAUGAAGUCGUCGGCGCCGAUGGAAGCGGCGUCCAGUGACGGUGUCGGCAAUGGUGGCAGCGGCGGGGGUGGCGGCGGCGGCGGCGGUGACAACAAUCCGUCGUCCGCGACCUCGACCACUCGCAGGAAACAUGAGGAGAUCGAGACGACGUCGUUCGCCCUGGAGUCUAAGCCACCCGCGUCGCUGCAUCUGAGCUACGUACAGAGACCGCACGCGGCCGUAAUGCAGGAUAACGAGUACAGCACAAUCAGCCGUUUCGACGAUCAGAAUCAGCCCGCGAUGGCGGCGAUGCCGGGUGCCGGGUGUUUCUCGUCGACGACGUCCUUGAUGCCGAUCGAUAAUCCGGAUCUCAUCAGGGACACUCGGCGUGGCUCCACCGAGGACAUCACGCCUUACGGCGUCACCGAUUACGGCCGCGUCGAAGCGCUAGACGACGCCGGUAAGAUGCUCUACACCAGCUGCCUGUGGGAAGCGAGGGACAGCUGCGGCAGGACGUCCGCCGUCUCGGCGAACGUGUACCCGUCGAAGGAGCAGCUCGCGGUGGUCGCGCCGGUCGUCGAGCAAUUUCCACCCGGCGCGAAGCAGAUGAGAGUCUGGCAAAAGGGCGUCCCGGUGCUGCCGCCGGUCUCGGCGCUGAAACGCGUCCUGGGAUCCACGCGCAGCUCGCCCGAUGAGGGUUAUCAGGAGGGCACCGGUACCGACGUCUAGGUACCGCUACUUCAUUACUGCGAUGCCCGGCACCGUUAUCUGGAGCUACGUAGACGGCACCAGGAGGACGACACCGACUGCUAAGGGAAGAAUGAAGAAGAAGAAAAAAAAAGAGUUGUCCUCACGAGUGCCGGGCGGGCGGUAGUGAACAGGAAUACAAUGUGCCGGACGAAUCUCGCGUUUAAGUGUGAUCGCGUCAGUGUGACAAUGAUCAAGAGUUAACGCGUAAUUAUUGUUGUGCACAGACUACUCUUUACAACUGGACGAAAGCGUUACGCUCGCAAUCGCGUUUACGUACAGUGAUGGAAGAUACGACAUUAUACAGUUUCACAUUCAACUUGAUACCAUCCAAGUCAGCAAGAGCGAUACCACCUUCCAAUCGGGAAGGUACGGUACAAUGGAACCAUAGACAAGACGUGAACAACGCACAGCUCACCUCUAAAGACUGCCAUAACUAAAGUACGCGCAUCGAAUCGCUAGGCGUAUGCAAGGAGCUUUCGAGAGGUCAAUGAACGCGUGGAUCGUUACUGCAAGAGAUUGACAUCGUGGCCACUGAGAAUCGUUUGCGUCCUGCAUGAAGUUUCGCUCGAAUGACUUACAUGGUCGAUUGUGUUAAGUAACUUAACACGAAUCAUGAGUUUAAGCGACUUAUGAGACUAGCAAAAAUGACGAUUGGACUCUUUCGAAUUUAUAAACCAUCAUCGAUACCCAAUCGUGAACGAAACCUUGCAAACGAGCGUUUGUAGUGGUGCGAUCUCUUUGAAGGCGGUCGACGGCAAUUAGUGACACAGUUAGAGAUGUUCUUGUGCGCGGUGCGUGUGGUGCAAUCAAUUGGUAGACGUUCGGUUCCGUUUGUACUUGUGUCACGAGGGUUGCCUCCAGUGUUCGAUAUCGACAAUGUUAACCUGUACAGGAUGUUCCGAAAAAAGUGGUCGACGUAUGAAAGAUGACGACGUUUGUCGUUGCGAGUGAUACGAGUAUGUACGUCCUGAAUAACGUCUCUGAAACUACUCACGGAAGUUUGUAUUUAAGAAUACGUAAAUAUCGCGAUUGAUAAUAAAAUUUUACAAAUCGAAUACGCAGAAAUCAUACGUAUUUUCAAGUUCACGUGGUGAUCUCUCGUGAGAAUCUCACCACAAACUUGAGAAUGCAAAUUUAGGUAUAUAUUCAUUAAGAUUCUCUUACACUCGCAACGAUUGACAUUAUUGUCUUUCAAAAUAUUGGCCUUUCCUCUGGAAACAUUCUGUGUAAUGCGGCAAUGAAAGUCGAUCGCAAGGCGAUGUCUCGCGCAUACGGAGUGCAUACAGGAAAUGCAUACACACGACUGACACGACGUGCACCAAGCCAGGGACGAGGGAAGUGACGACGAUACGCUACGCCAACCACGUCAUUGUCUGGGCGGUUGUGCAGCACAAUAUCGACGGGUAAUACAUUUGUAUAAUGGCUAAGCCAAAGCGGUUUGAGUCAGUUGGGAGGCUGAAAUCUCCCGGAAUAAAAAAUUAGGUAGCUCCCCUUAAGACGAUAAACGGCGAGCACGGAGACUGGCAGUACACGUUUCCGGCGAUGAGGCUGGCGCGUAGAAUUGCAUAGGAAGCGAGAAACGACGCUUAAGCUACCAAGUAUCUCUCGCGGAUUUUUUCUAGUCAAUUUGGUGGAAGAGGGAAAAAGAAAAAGAAAUAAAAAAAAAAA